Talaromyces stipitatus ATCC 10500 is the source of this 334-nucleotide messenger RNA. RefSeq lists its product as uncharacterized. The record is from RefSeq and is a predicted model, not a curated record. The transcript is spliced from 2 exons. The annotation marks the transcript as partial. Lineage: Eukaryota; Fungi; Ascomycota; Eurotiomycetes; Eurotiales; Trichocomaceae.
AUGAGCAAAUGGCAUAAGUCUACAGGCAUCUUCCGAAGCCCUCCACUAAAAGAUCCACUAAGGCCCAACAGCCUCCCAGCAGUUACUGUACACGAGAAACGAGACGUACUAGUCCGCAAUCUUCUCCAGAACUCGGCAGAGGCAGGAGACAUACCUCUGGACUCCCCAGCAGUGCCUCCCACUAGUCUCUACUUCCCAGAUAUAUCGAUGCUACAAGUGGAGGAGUCAGUACUUCAGGCAGGAAACACAGCCCCUGGCGCAGAUGAAAUCCCAACCUGCAUACUCAAAGUAGCAUGGCCUCUGAUCAAAGAUAAGACUAAUCGCUCUCCUAUCA